UUGGUAAGUGAAACUCAUAAAUGCCACAUAAUAAAUUCUCAACAACUGCAUGCCCUCUUCGUGUCUCACAAAACAGUCUCUUUCCACGUUUUAUCUCUUCCCCUAAAUUUCAACAACUCCAAAUACAUAAUAUUAUUAUUAUUAGAGAGAAUAAUAAAAGAGAAGGAAGUGAGAGAAAGUGAUCAUAUCAUAUCUUAUCACCAUGGGAAGGAAGAGAAGCUCACCUGUGAAUGUUCUGUUUGGUUGGUUGAGAAAACAGAAUAUGAAAAUCAAAAUCUUUGUUGGUGUCACUAUUGGGUUAUUUUCACUAAUUGCUUUGAAAUUCACUGUCAAAAAUCACAACCAUUUCUUUGUUGCAUCUGAGGCUGUUCAUGUUGCUGGAAUUCUUGUACUCAUUUACAAACUCACCACUCAAAAGACUUGCUCUGGUCUUUCAUUGAAAUCUCAAGAACUCACAGCUAUGUUUCUAGCAGUAAGAUUGUUCUGUAGUACUCUGAUGGAAGGUGAUAUUCACACAAUUCUGGAUUUUACAACACUUGUUUCCACAAUUUGGGUUAUUUAUAUGAUAAGAUUUAAGUUGAAGUCAACAUACAUCAAGGAGCUAGACAACUUCCCCUUAUAUUAUGUGGUUGUGCCUUCUGCAAUACUCGCGGUGGCGAUUCAUCCUUCGACACGACAUUUUCGCAUUGCGCGAAUUCUUUGGGCUCUUGGUGGCUACAUGGAAGCUGUUUCAGUUCUACCUCAGCUUCACUUGAUGAGAAAUGCUAAGAUGGUUGAGCCUUUUACAGCUCAUUAUGUAUUUGCACUUGGUGUCUCGAGAUUUUUCUCAUGUGCUCACUGGAUUCUUCAGAUUUAUGAGACUGGAGGAGGGUACUUAUACUUGGUUGGAAGUGGUUACUUUUGGUUCUUGGCAGCUUUUCUUGCAGAAAUGGUUCAAACAUUUAUCUUGACUGACUUUUGUUACUAUUAUAUGAAGAGUUUCAUGCAAGGACAGCUUAUAAUGAAAAUGCCAGUUUAGACACCAAAAUCUCAAAAAACAAUGUUUGGGAAACAAUGUUUGUACAUUUUCUUUUCCUUUCUUAUAUCGAAUUGAAAGUAUGGAGUUGUUAUGGCAUUGCAACCAAAUUGUUUUGUCCUGAUUUUGUUUUCUUUCUUGUUUUUAAAUUUUUGUUUCAUUUUGUUAUUUAUGUCAUUUUUUUGUGCUA
Messenger RNA from Cannabis sativa, 1205 nucleotides. RefSeq lists its product as uncharacterized. The record is from RefSeq and is a predicted model, not a curated record. Gene Ontology annotation, molecular function: ER lumen protein retrieval receptor activity. Bases 203 to 1018 code for a protein of 271 amino acids. Lineage: Eukaryota; Viridiplantae; Streptophyta; Magnoliopsida; Rosales; Cannabaceae. Gene Ontology annotation, cellular component: membrane. The transcript has 6 exons. Gene Ontology annotation, biological process: protein retention in ER lumen.